AUGUCCUUGCGAACAACGAUACAAUCCUUCCUGGGAAAAUCUCCGUAUCGGCUAUCUGAAACUGACGUCAAGGUGCAGCGCGUACCAGAUCUGCCCCCAAUAGCCAUACGAGAAAGCUUUAUGGGUUCUUUCUGGGCACCAUGCCACCCAAAGUCGCCCAUAAAUAUAUAG
Plenodomus lingam JN3 is the source of this 171-nucleotide messenger RNA. The record is from RefSeq and is a predicted model, not a curated record. Lineage: Eukaryota; Fungi; Ascomycota; Dothideomycetes; Pleosporales; Leptosphaeriaceae.